Molecule: messenger RNA, 4788 nt
Organism: Stegodyphus dumicola
Lineage: Eukaryota; Metazoa; Arthropoda; Arachnida; Araneae; Eresidae
Biological process (GO): regulation of transcription by RNA polymerase II
Cellular component (GO): nucleus
Molecular function (GO): RNA polymerase II cis-regulatory region sequence-specific DNA binding; DNA-binding transcription factor activity, RNA polymerase II-specific
Source: RefSeq, a predicted model, not a curated record
CGUAUCCGUCCACCAGUGGGAUAGCCUCCCUCCUAUCCGUCCAUCAUUUUAGGCCUAGCGGGAUGUCUGUCGGGCCGCCUCGUUCCUUGUUCCCUCCCGGAUUAUUCUACCUGCGAGGCUAGGUGCUUUCCGUCCAAGAAUAAACCGUCCUAAUGGUUUCACCAUCAAGAUGACCUUCAAAAUGCCUAUAGUUACAAAGGACGAGAUGGCCUUUCGGUUCCAUCAGAACUGGCGGGAACAGAACCCUGAAGACUGCGCCGAUGACAAUGGGGCUGUUGAUGAUGGCCUCACUGACCUGAACUGGUUACAGAACCUCAACAUCAUGACAAAAAUUGGGGCUCCCACUCCUGAAACUCCUCCAGCUAGUCCAGUGCCAUCUCCUGACUCCUUCACCGCUUCAAAGACACCUUCUUGUUGCAGUGAGAGGAGCAACCUUGUCGCAAAAGCCAAAGCAAAUCUCUGCAGCAAGCCUGUAGUGGAAGACGUGGAUUACAAGUCAAACGGGAAGGUGAAGCCUCCGUAUUCAUAUGCGACUCUCAUCUGCAUGGCCAUGAAGGCCAACAAGAACAAAAUGACCCUCUCCGCAAUCUACAAAUGGAUUAAAGAGAACUUCAUGUAUUAUAGAAACGCGGAUCCUAGUUGGCAAAACUCCAUCCGCCACAACUUGUCGCUCAAUAAAUGUUUUAUUAAAAUUCCCAGAAGUAAAGACGAACCUGGGAAAGGAGGAUUUUGGAGACUGGAUCCUCAGUAUGCUGAGUCUCUAGUAGAUGGCAUAUUUAAGAAAAGAAGGCCCGCUCAGAGACAAGCAGGAGGUGGAAAUACGAAAAAAUCCAGAAGGGACAAUAAACUGAAAGGACAGUCAGAUACUUUAUCUAGGGUCCUGGAGACCUUUCAACAAGAUACACCGCCUAGUUCUGCAGGAUCUCUAUUGGCGCACACUGAAAUGGAAAUGAUGGCCGAUUUAAAGCCUCUUCCUGUAAUGUCCUCUCCAUCACACCAAGAAGUUUUCGCAUAUGCUACCACUAGUUCCAAUACCAUGUGCGACUUUCAAACCGAUCGAUUGCUUGUGCCUACGCCGCAGCGCCACCAGGUCCCUAAUAAAACCUCACCGCCAACCAUGAGCCAGCAUGACACAGAGGUGCUUCAAGUUUUGGAACCGUUACCUCAUUCUGGUAUGAAUAAUGGAGGAUUACGGGCUCCACAAAAUUCUGCCAUGAAUGGACAAAAUAAUAACGACUUGUGUUGGAAUGUUCUCGGUGAUCCCGAUCUAGAGUUGGAGAGCCUGUAUAAAUAUCGCCCAGAAGAUUCAAUUUCGUCGGUCGUAAACACAGCUCUGGCACUCAAUGAUGAUCUCUUCAGCUCAGAUGGCAGUAGCUCAGAUCUCCCUAACGAGUUAGAUCUGGUGACUACCGAUCAUUUAGACAUCGGAGGGUCAACUCAUGGCAUCUCAAACACGACAGACUGGUGGGGGUUUCAACACCCCUCUUUCGAUGUCACUGUCACACCCCUGCUCAGUAUUUCAGUACCUUUUGGUAAUACCAGUGCAUCAUCUGUCCCCACAACUAAUGCCAUGAUCGGUGGAAACAAUAAUGGAAUAUUUAUCAAUAGUUAUGUGCAACAAAAUGCUGCAUCAUACAUUGUAGAAAGGCCACCUUUGCAACAGCAGCAAGAUACACUGCAGAACCAGCCAUGGGCGGAGUGCUCUGCUCUUGAUUUGGAAGAUCUCGGUGACUUGGAUACUGUCCAUGCUUAUUGAGAAAAUUGUCGUUUCCCCUAGUAUUAUGAACCGUUCCACAAAUUCUUGCUUUCUGUGCUGUGGUUUUCAUCAUCGUCUGGAGGACCACUUUUGGCAUUUGAAUUUUGGAGGCCAAAGAUAUAUUUUCCUCUAAAGAGAGGAAACAUCAUGGAAUAUGAAAAUGCACAUAGGCUAUAAAAAACUUUAAUUUAUUUAAAACUAGUUGUCAUAUCAAUGUUACCCUAGCCUGUAAAACGUGUGUUUUUCUAAUAUGAAAGAAGAUGUUUCGACAGUUAACUAAAAUAUGGGAUAUGAACAGAAAAUGUUAAGUGACAAAAUAUCCUUUUCCUUUUUUUUUUUUUUCAAUUUGCAAUUUUUUUAACGUUUAACGUAAUUUUCAAUUAAGACAGGGGUGCACAAUAUUCUUCUACAGAUUUCAUUAAAUAAGUUUCUAUAAAAAUAAAAUUUAGAAAUCGAAAUUUUCUUAGGCAAAUUGUAUAAAAUAAACUGUUAGGUGCUGUUCCGGAAAUGCAGUAUUUUUAAAAUGAGAGGAAAAGUUUUCCAAAUAAAAAUAAAAGAAUGUCUGACGCUUCUAAUUUAGUUAUCGUCCCUCCUCUCAAUUUAUUUAGAAAAAAAUAACCGUGAUCUGGAACAGGCAAUGUGAAAUUUAGUAAAAUUAUUCUUUAAAUUCACAGCUAAAUAAAUGCUCAAAAAACCAAAUUAUUUUAAAAGGCAAAAUAUCUACACAUUAAGGACCAUUAAAUAACAAUAUUUAAGUAUUUGAAUAUAUACAAUUUUAAUAAAAAGUACACUGCAACAUACUAAUUUAGUUCGGCAGCUUUAUAUCACUUUCCAGCACUAAUGAGAGAAACCUCAGAGCCAAUGAAUUUACUUGUAUGAAAUCAUUUAUUCAAUGAUGAAUAUUAUUCAAGCAAAUUUAUUUUGAAAACAAAUUACAAAAUACCUCUGCAUCUUGUAAUCAGAGCAUCAAACAUAUUAAUUUAAAUUUUUAUUAAAAUUUCCAUUCAUAUUAGUGUGCAAAAUAGAUGAAUUAAAAUUAAUCUAUUUUGGGUACUAAUAUACAUGAAGAAUUACAGUAUUGAACUAAACUUACAGUUAAAUUGUUAUUUUAAUCAUGGACAAGAUAUCACUAGGUAGUCUAGCCUACACUACUACAGAGAACACUGGAUAUUUACUAACGUCAGAAGAUAGGAUUCUUAACUCAAUGUAACAAUUUAUGACAUUACCUAAAUUCUUAUUGAUAUAUCCAGAAUUUUCUAAUUCUGCUCGCCAAUGGCGGGCUCUAGCCGUUUAUAGGCAGGCGUUGGCCAGUACUAAGGCUCGAAGCGGUGAUAACUUUAUUACGGAUGCAACUUUAAUGGGUGGGCCACUGUUACCUCCUAUGAAGGGAAGGACAAAUUAUAUUCAUAUCUUGUACGGGAUUCGAACCCAGGCCCUUCGGUACUUCAGUCAGGAAACCACUUCCCCGUCUGGGUGACGAAUUUUCUAAUAUUCCACAAGUUAUUUAAAUAAUUUGAUUAAUCGGUAAUGGAAAGCAAGAUUUUUUAUAACUUGUACUUCGUUUAGUUUGCAAAUAAAUUCAAAUUGUGCACCCCUAGUUCAAGAAAAUACGUAAACGAGGGGGGGGGGAACAUUCAUUCUUCUUUGGUUUUUGACUAAAAAGAUAUGACAAUGUCUCCAAUUUUAUGAAAAGAAAAGGAAAAUUGCAAAGAAACAUAUAAAGAUCGUAAGCUGACAACCAAUGGAUAUUCAAAAUGAAUUUUUUCCCGUCUUUUUGACUUUUAUUUUUAAAACAUAUGAAUAUUGUCUUGUUGCUGUAUACUCUAUUUUAUAUAUUAUAUUUAAAUAUUUUACGUCUUUGUAAAUUUGUCUGCAGAUGAUUUGCCAUAAAUUUGAAAUUCUCAAAAGAGGUCUACCAGUGAUGCAAUAUGAAAAUCAUUGCUUUUUUGUGUGUACAUAACAGUAUAUAUACAUAUAUAAUACUUAUAAAUACAAGUGUAAAAUUUCCCAUUGUAAGUGAUGACUCAGUAGUAAGGCUUCCAAUGUUGUCCGACAACUACCCCUUGGCUCAGCAAUUUAUGUGUGUCUUUUUGAAUCUUUUCAGUCUUUAAUAGCUGAGAGGUGAUUUUAAUUUAAUACUUAUGAAGCACUGUCAACAAAAUUGGACAUUUCAAAAUAAAAAUUAUGAAAAGGCUCAAAUUUUGCAUUAAAUUUAAGCUGCUCUGAAAACCACCAUUCAUAUUUAAUUAAGAGUAAAACAUUGAAUUAAAUGAAAAGCACCGAUAUCUAGAACAGCAUGAAAUAAUAGUAUAUGAUGUUAGCUGCUGUUUGCUACUAAAAUUAAAAUAAUAAAUAAUUCAAUUUUAAAUCAAGAUUUUCUAUUUCCCUAACGCCUAAAAAAUCAAGUCAAUCAGAUAUUUUCUAGAUCAGUCCUUUCUCCUAACAUAUUAGCAAUUACUAACUUUAUAAAACGUAUAUGUUUUUAUUUAUAAACUACUAAACAAACGGCUCAGAAAAAAAAAAAAAGCAAGAGCAUUGAUUACAUAAUUUUUUAAUUUGUUUUCUUGGCAGUUUUGAUCGCCAAUCACCUCUCAGUCUUUUAGUGUAAUUAAGUAUCAGUAUAAUGUGAAAACAACUAAAUAAACUAUACUUUUUUCCAAACUAAUUCAUGAUUAAAAUACUCUUACCUCCAACCAAUCAAAGAUAAAAUAAAUAAUACUGUGUGAAAAAACUGCAAUAUACUCAACUUUUGAAGGAAUAGUAAAUUACAAUACUUUUAGAACUCUGAAUAGUUAUAAUGCUCAAGCUGACAAGGGAAGUAGUUGUAAUUAAUCAGUAUAGUGUUUAUAAAAAAUCUUUUACCAACUUAUGAAGUAGAGAAUACAGAACUGAAAUGCAUUGCAGGUGAAAAAGGAAUAUUUUCAAUAGGUAUAAUUCUCUCAGCACAUUUGUAAGUAUUUUCACUUGAAAUGUCAUGAAGAAAUAAAAUAGCCAUAGUUUUAAAUGUUUAGAAUGCAUUUUCCUCCCAAGAG